Messenger RNA from Necator americanus (New World hookworm), 402 nucleotides. RefSeq lists its product as uncharacterized. Bases 1 to 402 code for a protein of 133 amino acids. Lineage: Eukaryota; Metazoa; Nematoda; Chromadorea; Rhabditida; Ancylostomatidae. The transcript is spliced from 6 exons. The record is from RefSeq and is a predicted model, not a curated record.
AUGGUGAGAUGUACGAAGUGCGACAACUCUGCAACGAUAAGUGAGAUGCUAUCUUUCCUCAUUUACUCCAUUCUUGUCGGGUUUGUUGUGUGCGAAUCGAAUGCAGCCGGAGAAAUCAACGUAGCAAAGAGUGAUGAGAUGACUGUGGAAUCGGUAACGGUGCCGGACGUGAAUGAGACAGGACUCAACGAUGAUUUCACGUUUAUUCUGUACCGGUUGAGGAGUGCUGGUAAGGAUGUACUGACUGUAAUCAAGGGAAUCUAUGAUGUGGUGUUUGACAUGGCCCUUGGGAAGAAGACUGACGAAAAGGGACUCGAAGAGAUUCUGAAGAUGCUCUCUCGUCUCAGUCCUGAAAUGAGGGAGGAGAUCGACAAUUUAUUCAAAUAUGCUGGAAAACGCUGA